Molecule: messenger RNA, 2326 nt
Organism: Trichoderma atroviride IMI 206040
Lineage: Eukaryota; Fungi; Ascomycota; Sordariomycetes; Hypocreales; Hypocreaceae
Biological process (GO): regulation of DNA-templated transcription
Cellular component (GO): RNA polymerase II transcription regulator complex
Molecular function (GO): DNA-binding transcription activator activity, RNA polymerase II-specific; transcription cis-regulatory region binding
Source: RefSeq, a predicted model, not a curated record
GCCUAAUCUUGCUGAUAACAGCGUCUUUGGCGAACCAGAGACCACCCUUCGCCGGCCAUCCCUCUGAUAGCUUGCCGCCGCUUGUUGACUCCAGGACGUCCCACCCCUGAGACGACGUCACAGGACGCUGUUUUGUCUUCUUAGAAUCGACGGGGCGCUUGCCGCAGCGCGGCUGUCGUCUCCCAGGGCCAACCACGAGGCAUGGCCGACAAGAUGUCCAUCGACACCAAGCCGCCGAACCCUGACCGGGACGAGAGCGAAGAGUCGACUGGUUCCACCCCGGAGAGGGAGCAGAACCCGUCCAUGACUGCCGGCAGCGGCAGCACCAUCAUCAACGUCUCCCAGGACGGCCAGCAGCCCAAGAGAAAGGGUGGCCGCAAGCCUAUCUAUGCCACUUCGGAAGAACGCAAACAGCGCAACAGACAAGCGCAAGCUGCCUUCAGAGAGCGUCGCACUGAGUAUAUCAAACAACUCGAGGAAACCAUCCGCGUCCAUGAGUCCAACUUACACAAUCUGCAGGCGGCGCACCGCACUGCCGCUGAAGAAUGCCUGAUGCUGCGAUACAAGAACUCGCUUCUCGAGCGUAUCCUCCUUGAAAAAGGCAUCGAUGUCCAGGCCGAACUGCAAGCCAAAACCGGCAGUCCCAACUUGGCGCCCACUCAUAUGCCGCAGAAUCUGGUCCAGCCGCCUCCUCUUCAACGUACCAUGAUGCACCGACACCACGCGCGCAAGUCUACCUCCAGCAUUGCGCCCAAGACCGAACCCGGCACAGCUCUUCCACCACCUCUGCAGCCUCAUAAAACCGCGCCAUCACCCAAGAAUCGACCAACGCCCUCAUCUCAUGCCAAUUCCCCCAUGGCGACAAGCUCGGCAUUCUCUCCCGCAGCCUCGGAUACCUUGUCUAUGAGAGGUUCGAUUUCUGGACUGUCUCGUCAGCAGAUGACACCCAUCUCCAUCACCACCCCUUCGUCGAGGCAGCCACAUGCACAGGCCGGGUCGAGGGCCGCAAUGGGCUCCGGUGCAUCAUUCUAUCCGACACCUUCCUUCCAGAAUCACAUUGAGCAACUUGAACAAGAAUACGAAGCCGAUAUGGUUGAUGAUUCAGAGAUUGAGACACCAAGCGGUCCCGGCCCAUACCCUGGCGGUUUCAACGGCGAGCAGCAAACGAUGCUUCUCUCUCCAGCCUCCACCGGGCCCGGGCAUCAGGUGACAACGGGUUCUCAGUACCCCUCAAUGUCUCAACUUUUGGACCAGAACGCAGACUGGGGAGAUCCGUUUGGUCUCAGCGCCAGCAUGGCUUUUCCGGCUCAGCCUUUUCCGUUCGACCAGGCACAUAUGAGGUGAUUUGCAGCUAUGUGACAUCCGUCGGAUGGCCCUGAGUCUGGGCAUCGCCUAUAAAGCGGCGGUGUGGCGGGACUCGUUUAAUCCCACCUAGGGCUGAAUCUUGACACUUCCUCGGAGCCGAAAUACUUUCUAUUCUAGUUUGAGUGAUUGUAUAAGGUGCAUGAGCGUAAGAUGGACGUCUCAUCUCAAGAUUUAGGCUCAUUGCGGAAGCUGGUCGCGUUCCGAAGCGGAUGGCCAAGCAUGGACCUCCCUGGGCAAGAUUAGUAUGAUGUGCGUUCCAAACGCUCCGGAUUCAUUAGGACGCGAGAGCCCUGUUGGUUCUCCUUACACCUGGUCGAUCCGGCUAAAUUUUGUACUCCCCAGUCCCGCGUCUGACAGAAUGUGGAGAAGCGAAUCGAAAUGCCGUCGUGGAUUUUUUCGAACUCUGUUUGGUUAACAGCCCCUGGUUGUUCUUAAUGCCUAUGAUCAUGGGGACCAUUGAGACAAAAAUUUUAUACCAGGAUAACCAAUGGACUGCGGGUAUACCUCACGUAUUCCACGAAUCACUAAGCGUUGAUUUUCAUUCUACAAAAAAAAACUAUAAUUUAACUUUAGCCCACGAUAUACGAAGCAUCACUUUGGUGGCAUGGCCCAUGUCUUCGGGCUUCUUCUCUUAGCCCAGUCCGAGAACGACGACGUGGUGGAUAUACCCAUUGUACCAUUGGAUUGAUGUUACUAAAUAUUUUAAUACGGAGAAAUGGAAAUUAACAAGGCAUGAAAAAAAAAAAGCGAAAAGGGAUUUUUGGUACAGAAAAGUUAUCUUUUUAUAUGGCUGUCACGGGCGUUGCUUUCUGGCGGCUAAACAUUUGAGAAAAAAGACAUACAAAGAGAAGGCACAGGAAAAACAAGUGCCAAAAGGGCACAGGAAAACAUCCGUAUGAACAAGAAGAAUACUAGGACCGAUAGCAUGAUUUAAACGAAUAUAAUGCAUGUAAGCUGACAU